This is a messenger RNA of Yarrowia lipolytica CLIB122, 999 nucleotides long. RefSeq lists its product as uncharacterized. Lineage: Eukaryota; Fungi; Ascomycota; Dipodascomycetes; Dipodascales. Gene Ontology annotation, molecular function: SUMO ligase activity; zinc ion binding. The record is from RefSeq and is a predicted model, not a curated record. Gene Ontology annotation, cellular component: nucleus; Smc5-Smc6 complex. Gene Ontology annotation, biological process: double-strand break repair via homologous recombination; protein sumoylation.
AUGACAGCUAUCUUCACCAAGGAAGCGGCCAACGCGCUGAAAAGCCACAAAGCCAAGGAAAACCUGGGCUGCGAAUCUCUGACCCAGCAGAUCCACACUCUUCAGACAGAACUGCUCCGUUUAAGCCGAGAGACGGUGGACGCGUUCGACAACGACCUGGACGUGGAGUCCUCCGAUCUGCCCAUCUACGACCGACAAUCGACCAUUUCACAGCUCGACCGGGCCGCCACGGAGCUCGCUCUGACUCAGGGACGCGUGGACGUGCACAGCGACAUCUUUGACAAGGUGGUGAACCAGGUCACGGAAGCCAGCGAAAAAUGGGUGGCGUGGGAAAAGACAAACAAGGAGAAGGAGAACCAAAGCCCCGAUCAUACCCCAGAUGAUGACGAACAAGAGGGAGAUGGCGUGAAGGACGCAAACGAAAACGCACCCAAAGUGCCGGAUAUCACCAAGCUGUACGCAACAACCCUGGCCAAGUCGCUGCCAGAGCCCACAAAGAAAUCACGUGCGCUGAUGCUGAAAAAGUCGCGUGAUCUCAGAAAACACAAGGAGACGCUGCUGUGGAUGCUCAUGCCCGAGAUUGAUCUUGGCGACAGCGACAAGUGGUGGAUUUCUCUGGGAAGUCUGGUUUCGAAACACGUGGGACGGGAAGGCCUGGCCCCCGAACCCAAUGGGUAUGGCCUUUCGGAGGACGAUUCAGACGACGAGCUGUUUGUGUCUCGAAAGUCCAAUCUCAAGUGUCCCAUCACACGGGACUAUUUGGAGAACCCUGUACGAGCGAUUGUGUGCAAGCAUCUGUUCUCUGGCGAGGCUUUCAAGCAGUGGCUGCAGCAGACCCAGGGCCGAAACCAGUGUCCUGUUGCCGGCUGCAACAACCACCUGCGGAGGAUGGCCGAUGUGGAGGCCGAUGAAGAUGUGGUUAGACGAGUCAAGAGACUGAAGAGAAACGUGGAGAAGAAGCACAAGGAGAGAGAGACACUCGGUACGCAGCGGAUUUAG